Messenger RNA from Melanotaenia boesemani (Boeseman's rainbowfish), 1911 nucleotides. Its product is annotated as Fc receptor-like protein 5. Bases 89 to 1873 code for a protein of 594 amino acids. The record is from RefSeq and is a predicted model, not a curated record. NCBI's taxonomy places the organism in Eukaryota, Metazoa, Chordata, Actinopteri, Atheriniformes, Melanotaeniidae. The transcript has 8 exons. Gene Ontology annotation, biological process: cell surface receptor signaling pathway. Gene Ontology annotation, molecular function: transmembrane signaling receptor activity.
UGCAUGUCAGAUGUAACGUCUCCUUCAUCAUUACUGUUGAUGCACAUUAGAAGACUUUCUGACUGGCUGUGCAGCAGGACUGGAUGUGAUGAUGGAUCACUCUUUUCUCUGUGUGCUGGGGUUAUUCUGGCUGUAUACACUCCUCUGCACUGGACACACUCAAGGAGCUGUUCUGACCAUUGAUCCUAACUGGUUGACUUUUUAUACUGGAGAGUCUGUUACCUUCAUAUGUGACAUGAAGGAAGGAACAAACACUGACUGGGAAUACAGAAUCCUCAAGGAUGGUCAGGAAUCCGUUACCUACAACUCACAUCCACUCUACGAAUUAACACUUUUACAUAUACGUUAUAAAGGUGAAUACCGGUGCUGUGGUCUUCUGAAGACUUCACAUGAUUCAAAGUGCAGUAAUAAGAUCUUUUUAAAUGUUCGGGAUAAACCCAGAGCAGAAGUGACAGCAGGAACAACAACCAUAUCAGUAGGAGGCAGCGUGACACUGAGCUGCUCUGUGGACAACUCUGCUGGAUGGAAAUACCAGUGGUUCAGAAGAACCUCACACACUUCUGAAUAUCGCCUUAAAACAAAUGAUGAACAAAACAGAACCAUCAGUGUGUCACAGGGAGGAAUCUACAGGUGUAGAGGAGAGAGAGGAGAUCCAGCCUAUUACUCUGAUAUGAGUAAUGAUGCCAGUAUUAAUAUAAUCUUUUCCAACCAGGUUGUUGUAACACGACAACCUGACUGGCCUCAGAUUUUCAGUGGAGAGAAAAUCACUCUGACAUGUGAGAUCCAGGGAGGAGAAACCACUGAGUGGAUGUGUGUAUGGAGACAUCUUGGGUCAAUUAUACCGCAGAUUUCCAGUAAACAGUUUACUUUCACUGUUUCUGAGCUCAGCAGUGGAGACUACCAGUGUCAGUGUGAACGCAGAGAUGACUCAUAUUCUUCAACAAAGUGGAGUGAAGCCAUCAGACUGUCAGUAUCAGAAGAUGAAGCCAAAGCCACUCUGACAGCAGACAGUUCAAUCAUACCAGCAGGGGGCAGUGUGACUCUGACCUGUUCUCUGAAGAUUCCUGCAGGAUUCACUUAUAAUCUGUACAGAAAUAAUCACAUCAAACAUUCUGAUAAACCAGGAGGAGUUUUCAAGAUCUCAGAUGGAGGCAACUACACCUGCAGAGGAUUUAGAAGAGACACAAACUUUAUCACAUCUUUCAGUAACACAGUCUUUAUUCAGCAAACUGUUUCCAUGAAGCCCACAGUGGUCCUGCAGCCCAGCUGGACUCUGAUAUACAGAGGUGAGACAAUCACUGCCAGAUGUGAGAUCCAGGAAGGUGGAGGAACUCAGUGGACGUAUGAAUGGAGACCAACCAGGUUAAAUAGACCUCCAUCAUCCAGAGAACACAGGAUCAUCAGAGUUACUGACAGUGGAGACUACAGCUGCCGGGGAAGAAGAGACGAGUUUUAUUUAACACAGUGGAGUGAUGUCGUCUCAGUAACUGUAUCAGCAGAUAAACCCCGGCCUGUCCUCUCUGUGUCUCCAUCAUGGCUGAGUCCUGGAUCCUCAGUAACUCUGAGAUGUGAGAUUAAACCUCCGUCUGCAGGAUGGAGGUUCUACUGGUAUAAAGCUGUUCCUGAUCUGUUAUCCAACAGCUACAGUUAUGAUCUGCUGCCUGGUAGCACUGCUGGGACUGAACAUGAUUCCUACAUCAUUCAUGGACAAACACACACAGCAGGAUAUGUGUGUAGAGCUGGAAGAGGAGACCCAGAGUAUCACACUGAUUACAGUGAAGUAAAGUUUCUCUGGUCUGCAGGUCAGUGUGUUUCUGUCCUCUCAGUGAGGAUCAGUUAUGUUUUCAGAUUCAACACUUUAUUGUCAUUGUAAUAAUAUUGCAGAGCUCACUUUCAUUCUAAUAUUUUUCU